Caenorhabditis bovis is the source of this 375-nucleotide messenger RNA. The record is from the annotation of a GenBank genome assembly. Lineage: Eukaryota; Metazoa; Nematoda; Chromadorea; Rhabditida; Rhabditidae.
AUGCAAGCGAUGCCGAACAUUCCAAAUAUGCCAAAUGUCGAUAUGGAGGUCAUGAGAAAGACAUUUGUCUAUCAGGACAGCAUUGCAGACGCAAUGGUUUCAAUGCGCCGCUUGCGAAGGUCCCACCGCGACAGUGAAGAUCUGAAAAAGCUUCUAGACUUUCACAUCUUAAACUGUCAAGUGUCUCUCAACACGUUAGCCCAGAUCCAUCAGUACACCGAGCAGGACAGAAAUGAAUCAUACGAGUUUUGUGCAAUAUUAUUAAAAGGGUGCUUAAAAAUGUUGCGAACAGUUGGAACAAUCUAUUCUGAGUUUCUGACCGCUGCUCAUGAGUUGGAAGCUGUCCACGGACCAAUUGAAGCAAUUGGCACAUAA